Molecule: messenger RNA, 6160 nt
Organism: Arvicola amphibius (Eurasian water vole)
Lineage: Eukaryota; Metazoa; Chordata; Mammalia; Rodentia; Cricetidae
Gene: Satb1
Product: SATB homeobox 1
Exons: 10
Coding region: 2648-4933 (761 amino acids)
Biological process (GO): chromatin remodeling; regulation of transcription by RNA polymerase II
Molecular function (GO): DNA-binding transcription factor activity, RNA polymerase II-specific; RNA polymerase II cis-regulatory region sequence-specific DNA binding
Source: RefSeq, a predicted model, not a curated record
UUUUUUUUUUAAAUAUAAAUAAUAAUAAAAAGGGACUUAGGAAACACCAGUCUUGAACUUCACUUCAAGAACCCGGGCUGCAAAGGAAAUCUCCUUUGUUUUGUUAUUUAUAUGCUGUCAAGUUUUGAAGUGGUGAGUUUCAGGUCGGUUUUGCUAAUUUCACUCAGUAAAACUGCAGCUUUGCUGUUGCUAGAUAGUUUGUUUCUUUGUCUCUUUAAAAGGUCACAGCGAAAGCUUGGCCUGGAUCGGGCCGGCCAUAUGGAAUGGAUAAGGGCACGGGUUCUUAAAAUGUGCUUCUGGGGUUAUGCCGGGAUGAAGACGACCCUACGAGGAACUCUUUGAAAAGAGAUCCCACGAUGCAAAAACAGGACAAUAUAUGUACUUUUUUGAAAUCAGAAUUUCGUGAUUUUAUUUCCUGCAUUUUAAAGGAAAUAAUUCCUGAGAUGGAGUUCAUCAGCUUGUUCAGGAAGGAUCCUCUGUGGUCUUAGCUUAUGGACAGGGAAAUGGGACUUGCGGAAAGUAGCCUCUUUCUGUGUGCCAUCUAUACAUUGCUCGAAAAUGGUUUUUAAAAUGUGUAACUCAAACUCUUGAGAUGGGCUUUGGUUGCGAGCACAGUUAGUCCCAGCUGCUGUCAGUCCAGGCAGGCCUGUUGGCAGUGGCUGGAUUCAUCUCCAGCCUCAGGUUUGACGAACUUUCGCCUUGGCAUAGAGUUUAAAGGAGUAUUAAAUUGGGUGUUUUAUGUGCAUGUAAUUUUGCUUUAUAAUGCAAACCUUUUAAAGAAUUGACUUAGUGUCUAAUAGAUGCUUUAGGUGUCUCUUCAAAAAACAGUUUUAUGACCUAUGUGAUGUUUUGGCUGUCAGGACUUUAAAUUGCUGUCCGUUCAGCUGGUGCUGCUCACCUCGUGAUCACCUAAUGCGCUCUCUAUUAACUUUGAUGCUGUUGUGAAUUCCCCUCCCACUUUUUUUCUCACAAAUUUCCACAAGGGUUAAAUUUUUUUCUGCUCAACUCAUAGUUUUAAAAUUCGUCUUCUGCUUUAGGGUAAGGCAAUCAGUUUUAGGGAAAUCAGCCUUGCAGUAUGGUCCAGAUAAACAUAAAGAGCGUUUUGAAGAACUUAAUAAUCAUCAUUCUAAUUUUGGCUUUAGACUGCUGUUGAAGAGAACAGAAGCGUGAGCUUGCUAAAAACUGGUUCCAAAGGAUGCGUUUGUUGUUAACGAAUCUCAUAGCCAAAAGCAGAGGGGACCUCCGUCAAGGGGGUGAACCUUUAGCGCUUAGGGUGCCACCCUGGAGGACAAAGAUAAAUAACUGUUAUUGUGUCUCAAACUUUGUAGAUCUUGGUUUGUCAUUCUUAGGGUUGCUUAAAGCCCCCGAUCACAUGCCUGUCGCCAUUUCUUGGUUCUAUAGGAUGAAGUAGGGUAAACCUAAUAGGAGAAAACUAUUUAUCAAAAAGUCAUGCUAAUACAAACUAUCUCUCAGCUGAUCCAGGUCUAAAUACUUUUGAGUAUAAUAAUUAUUUUUUAAAGUAUAUAAGAUGUUUCAAAAUACUAGACAGCUGGAAAAAAUGCUGUCAGAUUCUCCCUGGCUUUCCUAAAUAUCCCUAGUACUUCUAGGCUAAUGAAAAUUCAUAACAUAAUUCUGCUUACCUGUUCUGUUUAACCACCUCUAUUUAAAAAUAUAAUUUAGAAGUAACUUUGGUAUAUUGUACCAGUUGCAUUAUUAUAAACAGUAUUCAAAAUUGAAGUCCAAUACUCACUAAAACUAAAAAUUGACAUUUUUUGAAAUUAUGAUGGUACUAACUUCCUUGCAUACUGAUUAUUUUUUAAUACUGGAGAUUGUAUUUGGUCAAUAUUGUUAGGGUUAUUUUUUAAAGCGAGCUUCACACAUCCACUUUUUGUGUGUAUCACAAAAUAUUUUCAGGGUUUUUGCUAUUUAAUUUAACAGCACCCUGUUAGUGAUGGACACCUAAAUAUUAACUUCAGAAGACAAGUUGUCCUGGUAAAAGACAAGGGACAUUUGACGGAGCACCCUGCUCCUCCCAGUGUGCUCAGGGGUGAAAUGAUCCGGUCAUGUGUCUGUCCAGUGGCUUGAGAGCUUUGACAGCACGGAACUCUUGAAACUUAGGGAGCAGCAAACUUCUCGUUGCUUUAGCUCAUGAAGCAAGUGGCAUUGGUUUUUGCGGUGUUCUGCUGAGGUUCUCGUUUGUAGCAUGGAUGGCAAUGCAUGUUAGAGUGUAAGCCCCUAGGAAGCUUGGUGCUUCACGCUGUAAUCUUUCCAUCCUCCAUUAGAAGUAUUAUAGUCAUAGCCUGCCAUGAAUUUUUAAUUUUUUAAAAAUUGAGAGUACAUGAGUAUAAUUUGUUAUUUUCUUUUUACCUUAUGGUAUUCCUGUUCUGAAAGUAAGCCCAUUUUUCUCAUAGUUUUAGCUGAGGAAUUACUGUUUUAUUCACGUACAUUGGUACAGAUUCCACAAUAUUCUGUUAAUGUAGAUAGAAGCACAACUUUGUAGAUCAUUACGUAGUUGCACACAUGUGCUCAUGUAGGGAAAUGUCUAGGGAUGAGCCAUGUAUGGGGCAGGCAUAGCUACAGCCCUCCACCCACUGAUAAUGUCUCCUUUUCCAGUUCUGCCAGGUGAUCUGUACGACAGUGACUGAGUAUGGAUCAUUUGAACGAGGCAACUCAGGGGAAAGAGCAUUCAGAAAUGUCUAACAAUGUGAGCGAUCCGAAAGGUCCACCAGCCAAGAUUGCCCGCCUGGAGCAGAACGGGAGCCCACUAGGAAGAGGAAGGCUUGGGAGCACAGGUGCAAAGAUGCAGGGAGUGCCUUUGAAACACUCGGGCCAUCUGAUGAAAACCAACCUUAGAAAAGGAACCAUGCUCCCAGUUUUCUGUGUGGUGGAACAUUAUGAAAACGCCAUUGAGUAUGAUUGCAAGGAGGAGCACGCGGAGUUUGUGUUGGUGAGAAAGGAUAUGCUUUUCAACCAGCUGAUAGAGAUGGCGUUGCUGUCUCUAGGCUAUUCGCACAGCUCUGCUGCCCAGGCCAAAGGGCUCAUCCAAGUUGGGAAGUGGAACCCAGUUCCACUGUCAUAUGUGACAGAUGCCCCUGACGCUACGGUAGCGGAUAUGCUUCAAGAUGUGUAUCAUGUGGUCACACUCAAAAUCCAGUUACACAGUUGCCCCAAACUAGAAGACUUGCCUCCCGAACAAUGGUCGCACACCACAGUAAGGAAUGCUCUGAAGGACUUACUGAAAGAUAUGAAUCAGAGUUCGUUGGCCAAGGAGUGCCCUCUUUCACAGAGUAUGAUCUCCUCCAUUGUGAACAGCACGUACUAUGCAAAUGUCUCGGCAGCAAAAUGUCAAGAAUUUGGAAGGUGGUACAAACAUUUCAAGAAGACAAAGGAUAUGAUGGUUGAAAUGGAUAGUCUGUCUGAACUGUCCCAGCAAGGCACCAACCAUGUCAACUUUGGCCAGCAGCCAGUCCCAGGGAACACAGCUGAGCAGCCGCCAUCUCCUGCACAGCUCUCCCAUGGCAGCCAGCCCUCUGUCCGGACCCCUCUUCCGAACCUGCACCCUGGGCUUGUGUCAACACCUAUCAGUCCUCAGCUGGUCAACCAACAGCUGGUGAUGGCCCAGCUGCUUAACCAGCAGUAUGCCGUGAACAGACUCCUAGCCCAGCAGUCCUUAAACCAGCAGUACUUGAACCACCCUCCCCCUGUCAGUAGGUCCAUGAAUAAGCCUUUGGAGCAGCAGGUUUCAACGAACACGGAGGUCUCUUCAGAAAUCUACCAGUGGGUGCGGGACGAGCUGAAACGAGCGGGAAUCUCCCAGGCAGUGUUUGCACGCGUGGCUUUUAACAGAACUCAGGGAUUGCUUUCUGAAAUCCUCCGAAAGGAAGAGGACCCCAAGACUGCAUCCCAGUCUCUGCUGGUAAACCUUCGGGCUAUGCAGAAUUUCUUACAGUUGCCAGAAGCCGAAAGAGACCGGAUAUACCAGGAUGAGAGGGAACGGAGCUUGAACGCUGCCUCGGCCAUGGGUCCUGCCCCACUGCUGAGCACUCCGCCCAGCCGUCCCCCCCAGGUGAAAACAGCAACUCUUGCCACUGAGAGGAAUGGGAAACCAGAGAACAAUACUAUGAACAUCAAUGCCUCCAUUUAUGACGAGAUUCAGCAGGAAAUGAAGCGUGCUAAAGUGUCCCAAGCACUCUUUGCAAAGGUUGCUGCCACAAAAAGCCAGGGAUGGUUGUGUGAGCUCUUACGCUGGAAAGAAGAUCCUUCUCCAGAAAACAGGACCCUGUGGGAGAACCUGUCUAUGAUCCGAAGGUUCCUUAGUCUCCCUCAAUCUGAGCGAGAUGCCAUCUAUGAGCAGGAGAGCAAUGCUGUGCAUCACCAUGGCGACAGGCCGCCCCACAUCAUCCAUGUUCCAGCAGAACAGAUUCAGCAGCAGCAGCAACAGCAGCAGCAACAGCAGCAGCCGCCACCUCCUCCUCCUCAACCGCAGCCCCAGCCCCAGGCAGGCCCGAGGCUGCCUCCACGGCAGCCCACGGUGGCUUCGUCUGCAGAGUCCGAUGAGGAAAACCGGCAGAAGACCAGGCCACGAACCAAAAUUUCCGUGGAAGCCCUGGGGAUCCUUCAGAGCUUCAUCCAGGACGUGGGCCUGUACCCGGAUGAAGAGGCCAUCCAGACUCUGUCUGCGCAGCUCGACCUGCCCAAGUACACCAUCAUCAAGUUCUUUCAGAACCAGCGGUACUAUCUCAAGCACCAUGGCAAGCUGAAGGACAACUCCGGCCUGGAGGUGGAUGUGGCAGAAUACAAAGAGGAGGAGCUGCUGAAGGAUUUGGAAGAGAGCAUCCAGGAUAAAAACGCCAACACCCUCUUCUCCGUGAAGCUGGAGGCAGAGCUGUCCGUGGAAGGGAGCACAGACAUUGAUGCCGACUUGAAAGACUGAGAAUUUUGGUUUCAGCUGUACCACUGGUAUUUACUAACAAAAUGAAAAGUCCAUCUUGUGUUCACUCAGAAAGCGUUCAUUGUUUAUUGUUUGCCGAUGAAUCUUCAGAAACUUGCACAAACAGGAAGUUGGAAGGACAUGACAGCACGAAAGGUUCUACUGUUUUCCCGGACUGCGUGGCAGCCCCAGUGAAGCGUCAGGGUUGUCUGAUGGCAGAAUUUGUGUUCAAGGGUUGCACUGUGGUGUGUGUGCGCCCUGUCAGCAUGAUACCAGAGAUUGGUUUUCCUUUUAAUUAAUAUUAUUCUGGAGCCUCAAAUAAGCAUUAUAACUUCUGUGAUUAUGAUUGCCUUUCCUUUAAUUAUUUCUGUAACACUCCACACUAGUCUUUGGAAACUGGCCCCUUAUUUUAAAGAGAAAAGGAAAAAAAGUUUGUUACUCGAUUGUAUGUUUAAGAAAAAGAACUAUAGACUGUGGACUGCAGUUUAAAGAUGACAUAUGCCAACAAAUGCCUUGUAUUAUAUGGCACUGCCGUAAUUAAAAUUUGUUUUUUUUAUUUUGGAAAUAAAGGUUCACUGUAAUUUUUUUCAUUCUCAUUGUUACAUGAUUCAUUGUUACAUGAUUUUUUUUUUAAGGAAAAGAAAAUGUGAAACACAAUUUAGUCCUCGUUAUUUAUUUGUAGAUCCUGCAGCAUCAUGUUGCAAUUAAGUUUCUGGAAGUUUCUGUUAAAUGUAAUGUUGCUUCUCUUGUUACCAUACUGUUUUCCUUUCUAUUUAUAACUGUAUUUUGAUGGGCAGUAAAACAAAGUGUCUUAAAAGUUUAAAUAGAGAAAAUGUGCUUUACACAGUUGCCUAUAAAAGUCUGUUAUCCGAGCAAUUCACUCUAGAAGCUUCACUCUGUGUCAUAUGCAAUUUUUACUAUCAUGCAAAUAAGCUUAGGUAAAUAAAACUAAUAGAUCACCUUAGAAAAUUAUGCAAUUAAUGUGAAAAUAAUUGAUGUUUGCAAUGUGUCUUCCUUUGGUUUACAAUCAAUUUUAAAGCGACAUCUGUAUAAAAUUUCUGUAUAAAGGUGUAUUUCUUUUUUAUGAGUUUAUGACUAUGAAAACACCAGCUAUUUUGUUACAGCUGCUGUUUUAUAAGUGUAUCACAGUUUUCUUUAUGCAGAAAUGUGCUUAUUAGGAGUGGCUGUUGACUGUAACUACACGAUUAAAAUUGUUUGUAUGGUAUGCAA